AUGCUGACUAUAGAUGCCCGAAAUAUCUUACUUCGCCCCAACGACAUCCCUAAAGACAUUUCACUGCAGUUAGCUCGCUAUACCACGCCCAAGCGGCUACUGCAUACCCGGAUUUUAGACCGUUUGACCCUUGACAUCCUUCAACAAGCCCAUACGGACCAUACCCAACACCCGAGCGAGAUCCUAUCGCAUUUAGAUACCGUUUAUGGCGUCUCUCUCGCGGAAGAACGCCUACUUCUCGUUAAAAUGCUCAUGAAUUUGAGACCGAACGGCAAUGCUGUCGCGAUGAUGAGACAAUGGCAGCGUUUAACCACUGAGAUAGAGCGGAAAAAGUAUUAUUUCUCAGAGCCGUGUCAUGACAUAGGCAUCAUCUUUCUGGGUGACUUUCAACGCUCAUUCAUUUGUACUCAGUUAGAUAGUCUCUUUCCCAGCUCCAAACGCGGUCGCUUUCAUGAGAUAGACAUGGAUGAUAUAUCGAUCAAAUUGAGAGCCGUACACCACCUCCACCACACACCUACCGUCAGCUCUCAUACACCAUCUAUCGACAGGAUAUUGGAACCCCAUUCAUCCCACUUCUGGUCUAGCUAA
This is a messenger RNA of Aspergillus ruber CBS 135680, 588 nucleotides long. RefSeq lists its product as uncharacterized. NCBI's taxonomy places the organism in Eukaryota, Fungi, Ascomycota, Eurotiomycetes, Eurotiales, Aspergillaceae. The coding region runs from base 1 to 588 and encodes 195 amino acids. The transcript has a single exon. The record is from RefSeq and is a predicted model, not a curated record.